Neoarthrinium moseri is the source of this 1725-nucleotide messenger RNA. RefSeq lists its product as uncharacterized. NCBI's taxonomy places the organism in Eukaryota, Fungi, Ascomycota, Sordariomycetes, Amphisphaeriales, Apiosporaceae. Gene Ontology annotation, biological process: transmembrane transport. Gene Ontology annotation, molecular function: transmembrane transporter activity. The coding region runs from base 1 to 1725 and encodes 574 amino acids. The record is from RefSeq and is a predicted model, not a curated record. The transcript has a single exon.
AUGAGACAUCAAGCUACCGACGCUUUGGAAACUGGGGCCACAGGUGAGCAAUUGAGACACACAUGCCGACAGGGAUUCUUACGUGACAGGUCAGCUUGCACCGCUACGGCGACAGACACCCAGUGUGGGGGUGAGACAGACACGGCAGAGCGACCACCAGUCAGCGCCCGGCGCGUGCGAUGGAGAGACUUGCCGAACAAGGACCAGUUGUUCAUCCUAGCGUUAUGCCGGUUCUCGGAGCCUUUGUCCAACGUCUGCCUACUACCGUACAUUUUCUACCUUGUUCGGUCCACGCUGCCCACUGACAAUGACGAGACGCCCGAUGCCACCGCUGCACGCGUCUCCGAGUACUCUGGCCUGCUCGUCGCAGCCUUUCCCCUGGCCCAGUUUGCCGUUAGUUUACCAUGGGGCCGACUGUCCGACGCACGUGGCCGGAGGUUAUCCAUCCUUAUAGGGUUGCUUGCGUCCACUGUGGCGAAUGUCGGCUUCGGGUUGUCUAGAUCCUUCGGUGCCUUGCUCUUCUGUAGGAUAGUUGCUGGGCUUGCCAAUGGCAAUGUGGGCAUCAUGAGAACGGUGACGGCAGAGAUAGUCCGGGAGCGCAAGUACCAGACCAAGGCAUUCUUGCUUUUGCCAUUGGUGUUCAAUUCUGGUAUGGUUGCCAGCCUCGCGCUAGGCGGCUUCCUCGCCGAGCCUGCAACCAACUUGCCGUGGCUCUUCGGUCCAUCUGGGGUUUUUAACACUAAUAAACACUCCGAUGGCGUUGAAUGGACGCUUACAUAUCCGUACGCGCUGCCGGCUUUCAUGAAUGCGAUGUUCUUGACAGUGGCACUCGUUGCAGCAUUCUUCGGGUUGCGCGAGACCCUGCCAGGCAAAGAAGGCUAUAGCGACUAUGGACUCCGAAUCGGACGUAUGAUAGGCCGCUUCCUCGGUGGCACUUCACCAUACAGAGCCGAAGAGGAUUACACGAUAGUCGAUGGGUCGGAGGAAAGACUCCUGCCAGAUGGAGCACAAACCAUCGUCAGGUUGUCUCAUGGGGAGAAAGGCUCUAUGAAGCCUGAGCCAUCACUCGGAGAUAUCCUGGACCGCAAGGUGAUUUCUGCUAUGCUGUCAUUUGGACUCUUGCCUCUACACAACAGCACUUUCAUGCACAUUUUCCCGGUUUACUUGAGCAGCCCCCCUUCGGACAACAGCGAGGCAACACUAUUUGCUUUCAGUGGUGGUUUAGGCCUUCGAUCCGCCACGAUCGGUAUAUGGCUGUCCGUAUUUGGAGUAUGUGGUAUAUUCCUACAGCUGUUCAUAUAUCCCCGGAUGCAGGCACGGUGGGGGACACUGGGUGUGUUCCGGAUAGCGCUGGUGCUUUUCCCGAUAACAUACGCAGCUGCACCUUACCUGUCACUCGUGGCUGGAGAUCACGACGCGCGAUGGAUCUUCCUUGGCCUCGUAGUAUGUGCCCAGAUUAUGGCUCGGACGAUGGCUAUUCCGAGCACGGUCAUUCUCUUGACCGAGUCGGCACCUCAGAAAACAUGUUUGGGAACCAUUCAUGGAGCCGGUAACAUGUUGGCUAGCCUGGCACGUGCGGUUGGGCCGGCUCUCGGCGGCUGGGUGUUCGCUAUGGGUGUUCAUGAGGGAGUAGUGGGCAUGGUCUGGUGGUUUUACCUCGUCACGACGGCACUGGUCGCUUUGGCCUGGUCCUUCUUGAUGGAUGUAGAUGGAUUCACUAAAUAG